AGGGACAGUCGCUGUGGGCUGCCAGCAGUGGGGGGCAUUCCCUGGCGUCCAGUUGCUAGAAACACGGCCAUCUACCUAGGCUACUUAGGUGGACCAGAGAGCUUGAUGUGGCAUUUCCUAUUUUUUAAAAGCAGGGUGGGAUUUGAACUAGUGGCUUACUUUGCGUUCAGUGGGGUUUUAAUGAGCAUUGAGCCCAGAGAUUUGACCUCGUUGGCCAAAGAAGGCUCUUAAGGCCCGUUAGUGGCACUUUGGGUGCAAUGUGGCUUAUAGGAGACCUGAGCAAUUGGCUCCACAGAUGGAAGAGGGCUCCAAAAUAGGAGGCCGAGCCCCAGCUGGCUUGAAUCUCUCUGCCAGCGAAAACAACUUUGGACUUUUCUCCUCAGUUUCCUGGAUCAACCUCUUGGGGGCAGUUGGAGAGCUUGAGAACCAGUCCCUCCUAUGCCUGUACAGCCAAGGCAAAGUCCAGGGCUAAAGUGUCAGUCACCAGACGCAAGAUGUUGUAAUCCCAUCUAACAGGUCUUCUCUGCUGGUUGAAAUGUCUAUGAUUUUAUCCGCAUCAGUCAUUCGUGUCAGGGAUGGGCUGCCACUUUCUGCUUCUACUGAUUAUGAACAAGGCACAGGCGUGCAGGAGUGCAGGAAGUAUUUUAAAAUGCUCUCGAAGAAACUGGCUCAGCUUCCUGAUAGAUGUACACUGAAAACUGGACAUUAUAACAUUAAUUUUAUUAGCUCUCUGGGAGUGAGCUACAUGAUGUUGUGCACUGAAAAUUACCCAAAUGUUCUGGCCUUCUCUUUCCUGGAUGAGCUUCAGAAGGAGUUCAUUACUACUUAUAACAUGAUGAAGACAAAUACUGCUGUCAGACCAUACUGUUUCAUUGAAUUUGAUAACUUCAUUCAGAGGACCAAGCAGCGAUAUAAUAAUCCCAGGUCUCUUUCAACAAAGAUAAAUCUGUCUGACAUGCAGAUGGAAAUCAAGCUGAGGCCCCCUUAUCAAAUAUCCAUGUGUGAACUGGGGUCAGCCAAUGGAGUCACAUCUGCAUUUUCUGUUGACUAUAAAGGUGCUGGUAAGAUUUCUUCUGCUCACCAGCGACUAGAACCAGCAACUUUGUCAGCAAUUGUGGCAUUUAUCCUCAGUCUUUUAUGUGGAGCUCUGAAUUUAAUUCGAGGUUUUCAUGCCAUAGAAAGUCUUUUGCAGAGUGAUGGUGAAGAUUUUAAUUACAUUGUUGCAUUUUUCCUUGGAACAGCAGCCUGCCUUUACCAGUGUUAUUUACUUGUCUACUACACCGGCUGGCGGAAUGUCAAAUCUUUUUUGACUUUUGGUUUAAUCUGUCUGUGCAACAUGUAUCUCUAUGAACUGCGCAACCUCUGGCAGCUUUUCUUUCACGUGACCGUGGGAGCGUUUGUUACACUACAGAUCUGGCUAAGGCAAGCCCAGAGCAAGGCUCCUGAUUAUGAUGUCUGACACCAUCCUUCAGACAUACUGCCUUGGCUUCUGGGGAAAAAGGAGGGAGUAUAUUUAACUGCCACUGUGAUGAAGAAACUGUUCACCACAAUCAAGAAGCUCUGCUUUCUUUAUCUCCAGCUAUCCUUUUUGUUUCAAGUCAGCAUGGCAUGCCUGGGAGCAUAUAGUACCUGUUAGGCAAACUUAAUAUUAGCCGUGAGAUUAUUAUUCAGAGGAAGAGACUUCUCUCUCCAGGGCCAUGACAGUGGAAGAACAGUCAGAUGCCAUUGGAAGACUUGGCCAGCAGUCCUGAAUCCUUCUGAAGAGUUCAAUCAAAAAUGUAUGUGGUACAUGCUCUGAGGACCGAGUGGGAACUCUAUGACCUGGGUUCGCCUUUAUGAGGCAUGAGUAUAGCCCAAAUAAAAAGAUGCCACAAAGUUUAUAUUUAAAACAACUUGCUAAAUAUCAGAUUAUUUGCACAUUUAAGGUACCAUGAGUUUAUGAAGUCUAGGAUGGUGUGGAAUUCGUUCUUUUCGUCUUAUAUUUUUGCUUGAAUCUAAACUCUGGAAAUCACUUGAUGUAUGAGAAAGCUGUUAUAAGUGCAUCUUUCGAACAUCACAAGUACUGAAAACACAGUAACCUAUGUUUCCUUUCUAGACCAUGUUUGUAGUUUCUUUUGAAAUCACUUUUUAAAAAUGUGGUUUGUUAAAUUAUAACCAUUGUUUCCCAAACUUCAAUCACUUAAGUAUUAUAUAUAAGUAUUAUUUCUUAAUAUUAUCUUUAAAUUUUAAAAUAUUGUAAAAAGAAACUAAUCUCUACUCCAAGAGGAAAACCGGCAUCAAUUUACCAUGAAUAAAGGGUAACAACAAAAUAAAAUUAAAACAAGAAAUGUUAUUAAAUUCUAACUAGAUACUAAUGUCUGCUAAGGUGUUGAAUCCAAGAAGCCUGCUGUGUGUUGCAGUGAGAGAGAUGUUACCCAGCACCAAAAUGGGGCUCUCUCUGUGGGAUUAUGAGAAGAAUGAAAGAGAAUUGUAAAGGGAAUGACAUUCUCACUGUGAUUCUGCAUUAUUUAGCUCUGUGUUGUAUACCACCUAAAAUCCUCCUGUGUGCUACCAACGGUGUGGGUCCGGAACACUGAACUUGUACUAAGAGAAUCAGAAGGUAACUUCUCCCAGCAACUCUUAUUAUUUUAUGGCUUUGAGGAGUUCUGCACCUAAUUUCUUAGAGAACUCGUUUGUUUUUUCAUAACAUUAUAAAGAUUGUUCAAGAGGUUAGGAAUUAAUAAUAUAGGAAGCACAGUUUGAUUCCAUUAGCAAAAAUCUACAUCUCUACUGGUUUUGCAAGUUACCUUCAUUAAUGAUUUUCUUUUGUUUUUAGAGAAAAGAUUCCAAACAAGGAAUACAUAAGGAAUACGAAUUUAAAAUUUGAUGUCCAGAAAACAGUGGACCCAUUACAUAUAACUCAUGUUACUGGGCAUAUUUAUUAAGCAGAAGAAAUAGUCCGGAGGGGUAAAGUCGUUGAACUACCAUGUUUGUUUGAACCUGUAUAUGUAGGCAUGCCUGCAACUAACUGUAAAAUCUUGCUAGCUAGAACUUUUUGCUGCACUCCCUUUUUAGGAGAAUGAGGCAAAAGGAAGACAAUAAGCUUGUAAUGUCAGGGAUUUAUUUAAAACCGGAAACUCCAGUUCACUUCAGUUUUCUGCCUCUAACAAAACUGCAGAGAAAUUAUAUAUAUUCUGAGAGCUGCCCCAAGAUAUACCACAUGAUCCUGACUCAUCAAAAUAAAACUGUUUGGCAUUUUGUACUUUUGAGCCAGGAGAGUGAAGUGGUUCAUUGUGGAAAGAUUUUUCUGAACUAACUGUUAAAACAAGAGGAGUUCUCUUGUAAAUAGCCAAUUAACCAAGAAGUUGGAGCAUUCUGGUUAAUCGUGAUUUUGCUAUAUAUUGAUACUUAAUAGCUCUCUUACCAGUUUGGUUCACUUUGGUUUUCCUUUAUCAUUGAAUUAUUGAAUUAUGGUGUUUGGUGUUUUGGAUCAGUCAGCAAAGACACUUGAAAACUCACCAGCUGUUUAAUUUGUUUUUUUGCUUUUGUUUUGUUUUUUUCUAUUUUUGGAUAAUGGGAUGUUUACAUAUUAAUGUAAAAACUGAAAACAGGUAUAAAUAAUGUUUUAUGUAUAGAAA
Prionailurus viverrinus (fishing cat) is the source of this 3617-nucleotide messenger RNA. It is a transcript of the gene SEC22A, whose product is annotated as SEC22 homolog A, vesicle trafficking protein. The record is from RefSeq and is a predicted model, not a curated record. NCBI's taxonomy places the organism in Eukaryota, Metazoa, Chordata, Mammalia, Carnivora, Felidae. The transcript is spliced from 7 exons. Gene Ontology annotation, biological process: endoplasmic reticulum to Golgi vesicle-mediated transport. Bases 536 to 1459 code for a protein of 307 amino acids.